UUUUUAAAAAUAUUUUCCAGAAAAAAUAUUAUUUCAAGAUAAUGGUAAAUUUUUACCUGAAUUUAAUUACCUUUUUCUUUAUCUUCUAUUAGCUGUAAAGAUUAUGCGUCGAUGGGACUAUUAAAUUUUCAUCUUCAAGGAUAAGUAGACACUGGAUUUUAGGUGCGAUCAAAAAUCCAAUAAAUUCGAAACGUUAUGAAGACGUUAUGGAAAUAAGAGGAGGAGGAAAAUUAAACUAUCGCUAUUUUAUUAUUUUAUUGAUUUUCGAAUUCUUUAUUCAAUCAAUAAAUAGUCAUUCACGUUAUGAAAUAAAAAACGGCGGUUUUCACAUCAGUUUAAUUGAUUGGACAAUAAAGCCCUAUUGCGAUGAUUAUUUUCAUCUUGAAAAUCUAGAUUCAUUCAAGCCAAAUGAUAGAAAAAGAACCACAAAAAUUCUACGUUGUAUGUAUGGACGAAAAAAAAUUCAUAAGGAUUCAAAUGGUCUUUAUUUUGAUUUAAAUUAUGGAAAAGUUACAUUGACAUUAUUAUCGGAUCGCUAUCAGUUUUCGUAUAUUUGCAAUCCGGGAUAUAAAUUAAUUGGCGAGAAAAUUAUUUGGUUCAUCAGAGGAAAAAUAACUCAUUCACAGCCUAUUUGUAUUCAAAUUCUACCAAAUGUGAACAAAAUGAAAAAUGGACAUUUUACAGUUAUUGACUUGGAUUCAGAGACAUUUGAAUUUAAUUAUUUUUGCAAUUAUCCAUAUGAAUUAAUUGGACAAGAGACUGUUUAUUAUUUUAAUAAAACCUGGAGCGCCAAAAAGCCAAUUUGCAUUAUUUCGUGCCAACCACAAAAAUUACUGAACGGCUUUUCGAGCCUCUCACUAAAAAAUGACGAAUACAUGUCAAAAUUUACCUGCAAUGAGGGAUUUUUUCUCGAUGGAAAUAAAGAAUCUUUCUGCACUGAUGGAAUUUGGAUCCAGGAGACUCCCACUUGUAUUCCUCACUGUCAAGUGAAAACGUUUUCUAAUGGACAAAUGACUCUGAAUGAUGAUAAAAUUUACUUCACGAUGUCUUGUAAUUUUGGAUAUGAACUUCUUGGAAAUUCGAAAAUUCGCUGCAAUAAUGGACAAUGGAGUCAUCCUUUUCCAAUUUGUUUUGUGUCGCCGCCUUAAUGAGAUCCCUUCGAGUAGGUAUAAUAUUUAAGGGAGAGUAUAACAUUGGACUUCAGUUUCUCUUCAACUUUUGCUGAAGGAACAUCAAGAAGAUGGCUGUUCCGUCGCUAUUCGCCG
Molecule: messenger RNA, 1265 nt
Organism: Leptopilina heterotoma
Lineage: Eukaryota; Metazoa; Arthropoda; Insecta; Hymenoptera; Figitidae
Product: sushi, von Willebrand factor type A, EGF and pentraxin domain-containing protein 1-like
Exons: 8
Coding region: 207-1148 (313 amino acids)
Source: RefSeq, a predicted model, not a curated record